UGCUGCUGCUACUAGUGAUUUUAGCAUUAUUAUUGGAAAAAUAACAAAAUAACAUCGAGUGAAAAUGUUUAUUGAUUUUAGCAAUUUGUGAUACUAAAAUAGGAUUGUUAUGUUUACUUCCCAACAGUUUAUUUAGUGCUAAAAUUUUAAUAUAUCCUAAAAAUAGAAGUGCGCGAUUCUUGCCAAAAUUUCGGCAAAAUGGCAGAUCAAAUAGGCAGUCAAUCUAAUCAAGUUCGUAGGCCCGAUUUAAUGAGAAUAGACUUUUCUCAAGGGAGUACUCCAGCUCCUUUUGUUUUUCGUCCACUGCCUAGUCAACCGAUGGAGAAAAUUGGAGUUGCGGCAGCUUCCAACAGACCUAAAAUGACUCUUCCCACAGUAACUAAAAAUAAGGAACCAUCAUUGUUUUCUCGUUCUCAACCCGUUGAACGAACCAAAAUAAGGGAGAACAAGUUCAAAACUUGCCCUUCUAUGAAUUCUGUAGGGAAACUUCAAAUAAACGGUGCCAGUUACGACUUUACUUCGGAUGAUUUACAAGAUUUAGGUGAAAUUGGUAGGGGAGGAUUCGGUACAGUUAACAAAAUGGUCCAUCGGAAAUCCGGUACUGUAGUAGCAGUAAAGAGAAUAAGAUCGACAGUUGAUGAGAAGGAACAGAAACAGUUACUAAUGGAUUUGGAUGUGAUUAUGAAGAGUAACGAGAGUAAAUAUAUCGUGCAAUUCUAUGGAGCCCUUUUUAAAGAGGGCGACUGCUGGAUAUGUAUGGAACUAAUGGAUACCUCGCUAGAUAAAUUUUACAAAUUCAUAUACGAGAAGUUGAAGAAGAGGAUCCCCGAACCUAUCCUAGGGAAAAUAGCUUUAGCUACGGUUAAUGCCUUAAAUUAUCUUAAAGAAGAACUGAAAAUAAUCCACAGAGACGUUAAACCAAGCAAUAUUUUAUUAGAUAAGGGAGGUAAUAUUAAACUCUGUGAUUUUGGUAUUUCUGGCCAGCUCGUAGACUCCAUUGCUAGAACUAAGGACGCUGGGUGUCGACCUUACAUGGCACCUGAAAGAAUAGAUCCUCAGACCGCGAAAGGUUACGACGUCAGAAGCGAUGUCUGGUCGUUAGGAAUCACGUUGAUGGAAGUGGCGACAGGGCAUUUCCCUUACAAGAGGUGGUCAAGCGUAUUCGAUCAACUCCACGAAGUGGUAAACGGAGAACCACCUCGGCUAACAACUAACCACAACGCGAAUACUUUCACUGCUGAGUUUGUUAAUUUUGUAAAUACUUGUUUGUUAAAGAACGAACACCAGAGGCCAAAAUACAAGCAACUGCUCCAGGACCCGUUCAUACUGAGGGCCCAGAAGGAGGAGGUGGACGUCGCCGCUUACGUAACGGAAAUAAUGGACGAGAUGGCCAACAAUGGAAUCAGCGCCUUCACGACCAAUCAGCAGUGAACUGGCGCCCGCCACUGAGUACGUUUUAUUUGUAUACCCCUUGUUGUAGACGUGCGAAUACUCGUUAAUGUUUCAUUGUUUGUCGAAAUUGUCACACAACUUCCUAUUGCACUUUUUUAAACGGUAAUGUUAUGUUCCCCGGGCCCCCCCCUACCCCUUGCCCGUUGUAGUGAAUCGAAGACAAUAAUAGAUUAAAUCUUUAAAGCGUCUUAGAACAUUAACGAGGCUUUCGAACUAUUUUUUGAAAUACGAUUUUCGUUGAAUAAGCAUAGUUGUUCAGUCAACAUCUCAGGUGAUGUAAAAUAGUGAAAAGUCCUGUUAGAAAUAUUGAUUACGUAAGUUAAGACAAGUUAGGAGGUUUAUUUGUUGUUUUCCGAUUUACCAAACGACAGCAUUUACAUUAGCCCGGCGUUAGCCAGCCUUAACUCGGAGCUGUGACGAUUCCCUGCGAGUAACGGUAUCUGUGGAAGUAUAUCGUUUAUAAAUUUUUAAUUAGUCUUUUAUACAGGGCGUUGCGGAAUUAAUUUGCCAAACUUAAACUGGGUUGUCAAAAUGAGAAAUAAAAUACAGUUAAAGCCGCUUAAUGCGGACACAUCGGGGAAACGAGAUUUGUCCGCAUUAAGCGGCUGUCUGCAUAAACCAAACUUACACAAAUAAACAACCGAUAUUUUAACGCAAACAUGAAAAACAUUCUAUAAAAGGGCUAAAUAAGUUAAAAUAGUAUAAGUAGUACUGACGUUUAGUAUAAAUUUUGUUUUAUAAAGAGGUAUACAGUACAUAUAAACAAGUACAUAUUGUCCCUAUUAUCACGUAGAGGCGUAUGUGUAUAUCUAUUUCUUGGAUUAUACGUCCCUACGUGAUAAGGGGGACGAUACGUAUGUACAUACUGUACUUAAAACUGAAAAUUAAAAAAUCAACUCAGGCUAGUUAAUUAUUUUAUAUAAUCGUCCAUGAUCUUUUGCUUUUUCAAUGUAAGACCUUUUCUGGUCACAUAAUCUGAACAAACUUUUAACAUUCUAUUUGACUGUCGUCGUUGCCUGUCUGUAAAAAAUAUCUUGUUAAAAUUUCGACGGCGUUACGCGCUUCUUGUAAUUGAAACGGCGGUGUUUUAUCUUCACUGUCGCUACUUUCUUGUUCCGUGCUUUUAAAUUUUUCAAGCACAGUUUCAUCUAGAUUUUCAUUGUCGUCGUAACAUUUUACAUCGACUUCCAAAUUCACAAAUUCUUUUCGUUCUCCUCUUCCAUCUCGUCACCUUUUUUGAAACCGCAAUGAGAGAAGCUGUUUUUUAUGGUGCUGGUGCUAACGUCUUGCCAGCUGUCUGACGCAAAGUUUAUUGCUUGUAAACUGUUUAUUUUACCGCUUAUGUCCUUUGACGUACAGUUUCGAUCAAGGAAAUUUUCUUCUAUUUUUUCAAGAAUGUAGUUCACUACUUUUGUUCUGUAUUUGACUUUAACAUUUUUUAUGAUACCCAUGUCCAAGGGCUGAAUUAUCGACGUCGUGUUUGCCGGUAAAAAUUCAAGGGUGACGUUUUUUAACGAGUCAAUCUUUGGGUAGGCAGCGCAGUUAUCGAGUACAAGCAUUAUCGAUCUGGACUUCCAUUGCAACUCUGUCCCAUUUUGUCAAUCACUCCGUGAAAAUAGAAUAUGUCAUCCACGCAUUCGCAUUUGCGUGGUAUUCGACUGGUAGUCGGUCUACCGAAAUGUGCUUGAAACACCGUGGGUUCUUGCUUUUAGCGAUCACGAGCAACUUUUUUUUGUCACUUCCCGCCAUGUUCACGCGGCUUAACAAUGUUACCCUAUCCAUUGCUUUUUUCGAACCAACUA
Messenger RNA from Anoplophora glabripennis (Asian longhorned beetle), 3254 nucleotides. RefSeq names its product dual specificity mitogen-activated protein kinase kinase 4 (gene Mkk4). Lineage: Eukaryota; Metazoa; Arthropoda; Insecta; Coleoptera; Cerambycidae. Bases 199 to 1431 code for a protein of 410 amino acids. The transcript has 7 exons. Gene Ontology annotation, biological process: MAPK cascade; protein phosphorylation. Gene Ontology annotation, molecular function: JUN kinase kinase activity; ATP binding. The record is from RefSeq and is a predicted model, not a curated record.